Rotaria sp. Silwood2 is the source of this 1861-nucleotide messenger RNA. The record is from the annotation of a GenBank genome assembly. NCBI's taxonomy places the organism in Eukaryota, Metazoa, Rotifera, Eurotatoria, Philodinida, Philodinidae.
CUCAUAUUUCACGAAAGGUGCUAGAAUUUUCUGUUUUUUUGGACUUUUAUAUCUUGAGAAGGAAACAUUCUUUUGAGCUGAAAUUUUCAGAACAUUCUACUCACAACUAGACCUGUCUAUGGACGAAAUCUCAACCCGAAAUAUCGUCAUUCGAUUGGUUGGUAAAUACCAUGCCAUAGGCUAAAAUUCCAGUAAAUUCCCUAUAAUUCUGGACAGAAGGUCUAAGGGCCGUUAUCCUUUUGGGGUUUUUCAUACCUCACUGGGGUCUACCUUAUGCACAGAGUCCGAACUCAAAGGUGGUUGGACAGUUGGGGACCUUCCCUCGUCAGUAUCUUCUGUAGUAGUAAACUAAGAAUACGAAUUCUUUUCAGGGUAUCCAUAGCUCAUUUGACUAUAAAUAAUACUCGUAAUCUCAAUUGAAAAGUUGGAGGAGACUUUCCUCGUUAACAUUAUGGAGAAAUAACUUCGAAUGACUCAGAAAAUACCUAACACUUCGUUCGAGAACAAUAAACAUUGAAUACGAAUGUUUAGUGAACUUCUCUAAUUUAUUAUGAAGCCAUAUAUGAGAAUAAAUAGUAGUAAUAACUUUAAAAAUAUCUUAUAAUUCAUGGCAAUUCUUUUUUAUUUAUUUUGUAACAUUUGUCUACUUCAGUUUUUGCUAUUUGAAAAUAAAUAUAAUUUUUUGUUGAUCAGCGAGGUCAGAAUUAUAUGUCUGUAAACUGAGGUGUAUGUAGAAAGUGAAAUAGAAACUAUCUAAUUCUGUCAAACAUCAUGCGAGUAAUAGUUGCUGUCGCAAUUUUAUCUCAUCUAAUUUGAAUUUAAAAUUUUUUCUAUUUUAAUUUUUAUUAUUUUUAGGAUUCCUAUUCCAGUAGCUUAUAGUCUUUAUCUCUAUCGUUAUAAAACCAAACGAGAUUAUAUGGAUUUUGCAUUUACAUUUUUAUUAACUAAUAUUCUUGGUUUUGUUAUUUAUUAUAUAGUACCAGCAGCACCACCUUGGUAUAUUGAAUUAUAUGGUUUUGAUUUUAAUUUAAAUGUACCUGGUAAUCCAGCUGGUUUUAUACAUUUUGAUCAGAUAACAGGCUUAAAAGUUUUCUCAUCAAUGUACUCAAAAAAUGCAAAUGUAUUUGCUGCUAUACCAUCAUUACAUGCAGCAUAUCCAUUAAUAACAGUGUUAUAUGGUUCAUUAAGUAAAAAACUUUGGCUACAUAUUGCAUUUGUUUUAUUUACAUUUUGUGUUUGGUUUUCUGCGGUUUAUUCUCGUCAUCAUUAUGUAAUUGAUGUUUUAGCUGGUGGAUUAUGUGCUAUAACAGCUUAUAUACUUUAUCGUCUUUUAUCUCGUAUACCACCAAUAAAUAAAUUACUUAAUGCAUACACUCGACGUGCUGCUCGUGAAAAUCAACAAUCAUCUGAUAUAGUUCAACCAAUAAAACCACAUUAUGAAGUUCGUAAAUUUAUUAAAAUUGGUCGACCAGGUUACAAAGUUACAAAACAACGUGAUCCAGAUACAAAACAACAAUCACUUCUUUUUCAAAUUGAUUAUCCUGAAAUAUCAGAUAAUAUUGUACCUAAACAUCGUUUUAUGUCUGGUUUUGAACAACAUGUUGAAGCACCUGAUCGUCGUUGGCAAUAUUUACUUUUUGCUGCUGAACCUUAUGAAACGAUUUCAUUUAAAAUUCCAAGUCGUGAAGUUGAUAAAUCUGAAGGCAAAUUUUGGACAUAUUAUAAUACAGAAACAAAACAGUUUUUUCUUCAAUUCGCUUUUAAACUUGAAUCAAAUAAAUAUUCAGGUGAUCAUUCAUCAUCAAAUGCACGAUCAUAUGGUCCACCACCACCUGCACCACCUAGUUCAUUACGUGGUUAA